GUUACGAAGGAGUUGCUCUUCAAGGCCGCGGAGACGUCCUGGUCAUGCUUGCCGUCAAAGUACACGGCUCGCGAUUUCGACCAUCCCUUUCUCGCGGAGGACAUCGGCAACUUUCAGGCCUACAAGGACGCGAAGAUGUCGAAGCCUUUGCUGGGGAGAAGGCCCUGGAAGAGCACCUGCCGCGACUCCUUGUGGCCCCGGACCUGCUCCUACUGGGUAUCAAUGCACUCCCUCGCCGCGAGGGCAGAUGAUCUGUCCUUGGGCGAGGAUUUGCUGGACGCGGUGGUGCCCAUCAUCGCCGGGGGCGCUACCUUCUGCGGGGGCUGCACCCGACACUUCCGGGCGCUGAUGAAGCCGGUGCUCAGUCCCCCGGUGGAAGCCGGCCUAUCCAGAGUCUUCUGA
This is a messenger RNA of Effrenium voratum, 402 nucleotides long. Lineage: Eukaryota; Dinophyceae; Suessiales; Symbiodiniaceae. The record is from the annotation of a GenBank genome assembly.